Molecule: messenger RNA, 345 nt
Organism: Microthlaspi erraticum
Lineage: Eukaryota; Viridiplantae; Streptophyta; Magnoliopsida; Brassicales; Brassicaceae
Source: the annotation of a GenBank genome assembly
AUGGCCCUCUUCAAAAGGCCGUGUAUGUACUCUAAGAUGGACAAGGAGGACCCAGAAGAGGUGUUUCAACGACGAGCCAAGUUCUUGAUUUACAAAACGCUCCAAGAAGUCGACUUAAUUUCUCGGCGUUCUUCUCCUUCGUCGUCGUUUCUACGGUUGAAGCUUUUCCGUUUGAAGGUCAAGAUCGGAAAAAGUUUGACUAAGCUGCGUCGCAGCGUGGUAUUCGCUGUCAGAUUUGGUGGAAUUCGAAAGCACUCUCAAGGCGGCGUGAGAGCGUUGAACAAGCUGUUCCACGGUGGUGCAACCACCAGACUACCUAGGCCCAUUUUCACUCUUGAAGUUUGA